AAAAAAAAUGCUUCCGAUCUGUCAAAUUCGGAAAACAAACGCCGACAGUCGAGGUGGCCGCCAGAAGAAAAAAGCGAUUUUCGCACGAAAACUUUGAGUUUAUUUCCAACAUUUUCAUACAUAUUCUGCCCAAACAUUCAAAAGAAAGAUGUUUUACCACAUAUCUCUCGAGCACGAGAUUCUCCUGCACCCGCGCUAUUUUGGCCCGCAGCUGAUCGAAACGGUGAAGCAAAAGCUGUACACCGAAGUGGAGGGAACCUGCACCGGUAAGUACGGGUUCGUGAUAGCCGUCACCACCAUUGACGACAUCGGUUCCGGGUUGAUUCUGCCCGGCCAGGGCUUCGUGGUCUAUCCGGUCAAGUACAAAGCCAUCGUGUUCCGGCCGUUCAAGGGCGAAGUGCUGGACGCGGUGGUCACACAGGUCAACAAGGUGGGCAUGUUUGCCCAGAUUGGGCCACUGUCGUGCUUCAUCUCGCACCACUCGAUCCCGGCCGAUAUGCAGUUUUGUCCGAAUGGGAAUCCGCCGUGCUAUAAAUCGCAGGACGAGGACGUGGUCAUUGCCCUGGAAGACAAGAUCCGGCUGAAGAUCGUCGGUACCAGAGUGGAUGCCACCGGAAUUUUUGCAAUCGGAACUUUGAUGGACGAUUUCCUGGGUCUGGCUGGAAGCUAAAAAAAUGUUCUCAGAUAUUUAUACCAAGCUAAGUAUAUUUUUAUUUUAUCAAUUAUAUCUAAUUAAGAAUUAACAAAAAGAGGAUAGUUCUAGAAAUGAUCAAUAAUAACUCUUUAUGAUAAA
Aedes aegypti (yellow fever mosquito) is the source of this 793-nucleotide messenger RNA. RefSeq names its product DNA-directed RNA polymerase II subunit RPB7 (gene Rpb7). Gene Ontology annotation, molecular function: translation initiation factor binding; single-stranded RNA binding; single-stranded DNA binding. NCBI's taxonomy places the organism in Eukaryota, Metazoa, Arthropoda, Insecta, Diptera, Culicidae. Gene Ontology annotation, cellular component: P-body; RNA polymerase II, core complex. The record is from RefSeq and is a predicted model, not a curated record. The transcript has 3 exons. Gene Ontology annotation, biological process: transcription initiation at RNA polymerase II promoter; positive regulation of nuclear-transcribed mRNA poly(A) tail shortening; DNA-templated transcription. Bases 149 to 670 code for a protein of 173 amino acids.